GAAGCCGGUGCUGUAUUUAAAGUUGCACGGUGCAGUAGUUUGUAGGUCAGUGUUGCGUUGGUGCUAAUUUAGUUUUACAUUGUCACACUAAAGUUGAAGAAGAUGAAGGCUGCUCUGCUGCUGGUUUUGACUGUCUGGUUAGCUGUUCAGUACGGCGAAUCCGCUCCCUCUUCAUGUCCCCAUCCUCCGUCAAUGUGGUGCUCAUCUCUGGACACAGCCAUCCAGUGCGGGGUUUUGAAGCAGUGCCUUGAGUCUAACUUCACCAGGUCCCAUCGCACAGCAGAUGCAGUGGAAGUGGGGCUUUACUUUGAGAGUCUGUGUCCAGGCUGCAGACAGUUUCUCAGUCUGGUGCUCUUCCCAACCUGGCUGUUGCUGAAUGAAAUCAUGACUGUGAAACUGGUUCCCUACGGCAAUGCACAGGAGAAGCCAGAUGGGCAGAGGUAUACUUACGAGUGCCAACAUGGAGAGCCGGAAUGUCUGGGCAACAUGAUGGAGACUUGUCUUAUGAACAUGACACAGCUGGCUUUCCCGAUCAUCUUCUGUAUGGAGUCCUCCACUGAUCCCAUCAACUCAGCAGAGACUUGCACAAACCUCUACAGCCCUUCCUUGAAAUGGGAUGAUGUCAUGAGCUGUGUGAAGGGGGAUUUGGGAAACCAGCUGAUGCAUCAGAAUGCCUUGGACACUGAAGGCCUGAAACCUCCCCACGAAUAUGUGCCCUGGAUUACCAUUAAUGGGGAGCACACAGAUGAUCUGCAGGAUAAAGCCAUGAAUUCUCUCUUCACUUUGGUCUGCGGCAUGUACAAGGGCCCCAAGGUUCCGGCCUGUGGAGGGGGGGGCAAGACACACUACAGAAGCUACAGCCACAUUGGUUGAAGGAGCAGCACUGCACAUGCUUGCUCAGUUCCAGGUGUGGCCACUAUAUAAGGAACACACAUAAGGAGGAAUGUCUUUAAAAAUUUGUUUUUUAUCUGGGAUUUUACAAUCUGUUUCUAAAAAGGGAAAAAUAAAUGCCUCACUUUAUAAUUCACAGAAUAUGAAUACAAUUGACUUUCUAAAAA
Messenger RNA from Centropristis striata (black sea bass), 1058 nucleotides. RefSeq names its product IFI30 lysosomal thiol reductase a (gene ifi30a). Gene Ontology annotation, molecular function: oxidoreductase activity, acting on a sulfur group of donors, disulfide as acceptor. NCBI's taxonomy places the organism in Eukaryota, Metazoa, Chordata, Actinopteri, Perciformes, Serranidae. The transcript is spliced from 7 exons. Bases 103 to 873 code for a protein of 256 amino acids. Gene Ontology annotation, cellular component: lysosome. The record is from RefSeq and is a predicted model, not a curated record.